UCCUUUCGCAGCGAGGCGACAUGGCCAAGACCGUGGUCCAGACCGCGCUGGCGGCCUUGCUGGCCUGCUCGGUGCUCGUCCCGGCGCGCUGCGCCGUCGUGUCCCUGGUGGACGUGACGGGCACCACCCCGCGGACGCUGGCCGACGAGCCGGGCGUGUCCUUCGUCGGCUACCAGGAGCCCCAAGCACCUGCCCGUCGACCCGGCGUCGUCAGCCUGAGCGACGUGACGGGGCUGACGCCGGAGCAGCACGCCGCGCUGGGCGGCAACGCGUACACUGGCCUGCAGCAGCCCGGGUACACCGGGUACACCGGCACCGUCAACCUGGUGGACGUGAACGGCGUGCCGCGGCCGCACCAGGGCGGCGUCGUCAGCCUGACCGACGUCACCGGCGUGGCGCCGCAGUACCUCGCGCAGCCCGCGCCGCCGCCGCACCCCCAGCCUCUGCACCCUGAGCAAGGCUACGACCCCCAGCGCCCCUACUCGCCCUGCUACGUCCCGGGGGCACACGCCUACACGCAGCCCCAGCACCCGGUGAGCGCCGUGCACCAGGGCGGCGUGCGGCUGCCGCGGUCCAAGCGCUCCCCGCAGCACGGCGUCGUCCGCCUGUCCGACGUGGCGGGCCCCGGCGCCGGGCGCUACCCUUCGUACGGCCCGCCCGCCUACGUGCGGCCCUACCCCUACUACAACUACGGCUACAGCAGCUGGUACCGGCCGCGGCCCUACUACAGCGUGCUGCCCGUGCCUUGCUUUGAUUUAACCGCUGACGGUUGGGUGGCGCGCAGGCCUGCUGUGCCUGUGACCGUGCCGCAGCGUGACCAGCGUGACCAGCGUGACCGGGAGCCCCUGCAGCCCGAGACACCCGAGUGGCCCCAGCCCGCGACCCGGCGGCCCGGCCCCAGCGAGAAGCUGGUCGAGCAGCACUCCGACGACAUCCCCCCGGAGUUCAUCCGCCGCCGACGUUGAGAACCCCACCGCCAAGGACCGACAACACCAAUAAUUUAUUUCCCCAACUAUUUUUGUAAUAAAAUAAAACUGAAAACCGCCA
Messenger RNA from Thrips palmi, 1047 nucleotides. Its product is annotated as extensin-like. The transcript is spliced from 4 exons. The record is from RefSeq and is a predicted model, not a curated record. Lineage: Eukaryota; Metazoa; Arthropoda; Insecta; Thysanoptera; Thripidae. Bases 21 to 965 code for a protein of 314 amino acids.